Molecule: messenger RNA, 1681 nt
Organism: Salvia miltiorrhiza (redroot sage)
Lineage: Eukaryota; Viridiplantae; Streptophyta; Magnoliopsida; Lamiales; Lamiaceae
Product: UPF0481 protein At3g47200-like
Exons: 2
Coding region: 162-1442 (426 amino acids)
Source: RefSeq, a predicted model, not a curated record
AGGUUUGUUUGUUGAGUAUGCAGCUGGCAAAAUAAGACAACAUCGCUCAAACCACACUCUCCUUAACCAUGUCCCAGUCCCUUCUUGCAUAUAUAUAGAUCCAACAUCAAGCCAGGAAUCAAGAAAACUCUGCAACUCAAUCUACAAAACUCAACAAAAAAAUGGCAGAAGAAUCAGGGAAGGAUGAGCUGAGUGUCAACAUUGAUGAAAUGCUCCAUGAAUUUUCCUACACAGCCUCAAGGCCCUCAACUCCCUUCAUCUACAGAGUCACUGACAGCCUUCGCAGCACGAAAGAGACGGAGUAUGAUCCAAUCAUCAUCUCCAUCGGCCCGCUUCACCAUGGAAAACACAACCUCCAAGCCAUGGAGCCCCUCAAAAUGUGGUACCUCAAGAAGCUACUUGGAGACUCCAGUGUUGACAGCUAUGUGCAGGCCAUAAGGAGCAACGAGCAAACUGCAAGAGAUUUCUACGCAGAAAAGAUUGAGCUCAAUACUGACGAGUUGGUGAAAAUGCUGCUUCUUGAUGCCAUCUUCAUCAUUCAGUUCUUGCGCGAGUACGACAAGGAGCUAGGGGUACAAGAGAGCAAGGGCGAUCCCAUCUUCGGAUUUGAACAUGUUAAGAGCCAUAUUCUUCGUGAUCUAAUGCUGUUCGAGAAUCAAAUCCCUAUGUUCAUUGUUAGAGACCUCUUCCAACUGUCCAAUCAUGAUAACCAAGAGUUCAAAUAUCUGUUCUGGCCAUUGUUCCAACAUAGACGUGAUGUGCCAACGGUAUUGCCUGAAGCUCAUCAUCUCCUUGGCCUAGUUCAUGCUGUCAAGUUUUGUUCCUCUGUUCAACAACUCUUGCGUAGAAUUGAUAAACCUAUCGAGAUGGAGAACAUACUCUCUGCCACGGAGCUGAGAGCAGCAGGUAUACUCUUCAAGAAGAACCCUGAGAAUGAAAAUGGAAAAGAUCCUAGUUUGUUGGACAUCACAUUCAAGAACAAGACCUUUUGCAUUGCUAAGUUAGAAAUGACAGAUGAAAUGGAGUCGUGGCUCAGAAACAUGAUUGCAUAUGAAUUCUAUCUCCCAAGAAAUAAGCCCAAGUGCAUUAGUGACUACGCGUUCUUCCUGAAAUGCCUAAUGUGCAGCUCCGAGGAUGCAGAGCUGCUGCGACACUAUGGGGUGAUCAGCAACUGUUUAGGUGGGGAUGCUAGAGUUUAUGAGGUUAUAGACAGAUUGAUGACUAAUGUGUUUACUUCCAAGAAGUUUUUGUAUUUGGGCGUUUUUGAUAGCAUAAAUAAUUACAGUAAGCGAAAGAGGAACAGGUGGUUCGCGGUGUUGAGGCGUCACCACUUCAAUAAUCCAUGGACUGUCAUUUCCGUGGUUGCAGCUGCUGUUUUGCUCUCAGUUGGUAUAGUGCAGAUGGUGAUUGCUAUUCUCUCCUUUUGUAAGUUAUCUUGCUAAUUACCAAAUUUCAUUUCUGAUACAUACUUAUAUGAUCAUAUAUACUUGUGAAAUGCUACCACACAAAUCAUGAUCUAUUUUUUUUUUUUUGUCUUUGCAGACCACAAUUAGAAGAAUCUGGGAAUGUUUCUCCAGGUCUGUUGUUGUCAAGAUGUUAUGCUUCAUUUGUAAUGCAGGAGAAGUGAUGUAUCAAAUGUUGAUAGUUUUUUCAUAAACAUAUUUUGAGAGGUUUCUGCUUC